This is a messenger RNA of Phytophthora sojae, 1845 nucleotides long. RefSeq lists its product as hypothetical. Gene Ontology annotation, cellular component: endoplasmic reticulum; Golgi apparatus. The transcript is spliced from 2 exons. The record is from RefSeq and is a predicted model, not a curated record. NCBI's taxonomy places the organism in Eukaryota, Oomycota, Peronosporomycetes, Peronosporales, Peronosporaceae. The annotation marks the transcript as partial.
AUGUCGUCGUCGGCAUGGGGCGGCUGGGGCUCCAAGCUCAACGUGACGUCCAUCGUCUCGCAGGGGCUGGAGCAGGUGCGCAACCUGCGCGAGGACGUGGAGAAGUCCUUCGACCAGGUGGUGGCGGGCGCUCCGGGCGGCGCGCGGCUGCCGCUGGCCAGGCCGACGCCGCUGCAAGAGGAGGCCGAUAAGGAGAAGGCGGCGGCCAGCGAGGACAAGACCCCAGCAGCGGACGGAGGAGGCGAAGAGGAGGAGAAGCACGAUGUCCCAGAGCAGCAGAAGCCCUCGGAGGAGGAGGAGACACAGCGCUCAGAGCAGCUCCAGGUUGAAGCCAGCGCCGCCGACAUUGAAGAAGAUCUAGAGAAGGAUCCAGAGGAGAAGGAGAAGGAGACGGAGCAGGAGGAGCAGGAUACGAUCGUGGAGUCUGCAGUUGAGGUGGCAGGGGGCGAUGCCGUAGCUGCUGCUGAAGAGCCGGCGGAUGCAGCGGAGACCGAGGAAUUAAAGGAUGUAAACGACGAAGAGAAUGAGGAGGAGAAGGAAGGAGAGGAGGAGGAGAAAGAAGAAGAGAAGACGAAAUCCGAGGAGCAGUUGGUAGAGCAGGGGGAGGAGGUUGUUGCUGACGCGGAGGUGGCGACGCUGCGGCGGGAGCUGGUGGUGCGCGAGUCGCAGCUGCUGGCGACGUCGGCGACGAUCCAGGAGCUGCACGACGAGCUGGACAAGACGUGCAGUCGCGAGGUGGCGGCAGUGGAGCGCGCGCAGUUCCUGACGGAGCAGCUGGAGAACAUGAGGCGCGAGGUGGCCAAGCUCACGCAGCUGCACCGCGACACGAGCGACAGCCAGAGCGCGGACGUGCAGGCGCUGCAGAUGGCGCUGGCCGAGAAGGAGGAGAAGCUCAGCGCGCUGCUGGACGAGGGCCAGGCGCUUUCUGUUAAGCAGGCGCAACUGGAGCAGAGGCUGCGCGCGCUGCGGAAGGAGAAGGACGAGCUGGAGGAGCGCGCGCUCAAGUUGCAGUCGCAGUUCGAAGCGUCGGCGGAAGAGGUGAAGGACCUAACGACGAAGCUCAAGGCCAGCGAAGAGGAGAAGACGCGCUUGGCGCAGGAGAAUCGCCAACUGGCCAGUAGUACCGAUACCACAACUGUGAAGGCGGAGAAGGCCGAGCAGGAAGCGCAGGAGGCUCAACGGCAGUUAGAGAAGUUGCAGACUCAGGUGGAGCAGCUAACCCUUGAAGUAUCCAGCAAGAAUGACGAGAUUGAGAGGCUCAAGACAGCUACGCAAUCGAAUGAGGCGCUGAACCAUGAGAAGUUGGAGCUUCAGCAGACGUUGGAGUUUCUGCAGGAUAAUGUCCGCGACUUGGAGCAGGAGGCGGCUCGCAGGGAGGAGAUGGCACGAGCAGAAAUUGCGGACUUGAAGCGGAAGUGGCAGGACGCGGUGGCGCGUGUGGAUAUGCUAGGACAGAGCAUUUCUGAGGCCACUCAGCCGCUUUUGCGUCAGAUCCACGCGUUGCAGGAAGACCAGCGCGCAAGACAGGAGACUUGGAAGGCAACUGAGAGUACACUUCUCGAGCGUAUCGACGAGGCAACGGAACAGCGCCGCGCGGUUGAGCAGGAAAAGCUUGACAUCGAGAAGGAACUGCGUGAGCUUCAACGCAAGCUGGAGGAUAGCGACAUGGAGCUUACGAGAAAGCAGGCAGAGCUGAAUCGUACGCAAGAAGCUGCUGAAGCUGCCAAGAGUGGGGCUCGCGAGCUGCGUGGACAAGCUGAUGCAUUGCAGAUUGACUUGGACCAGGCCAAGCGCCAGCGUGACGCCGAAGUUGAGGCGAAACAUCAACUCCAGACUCGACUGGAU